AUGGCAUCUACAUCUGUUGUAUCAAUCCCCACACCACCUGGUUCCAUCGACGAACCAACUCACCACCACCGGGAGCGCAUGCCCAGGGCACCAGAACCCCCACUUGACGCACCGACUUCUCCUCUCCCCUCAGACAACCUUGCACCUCUCCCAGAGCCAGUAAGAAUGAUGAAGUCCGGUUCAAGAUCACCCACAGGCCCAUAUUCUCCACGGUACUCACAUCAUGGACAAUAUCCCCCAACACCCCCUCACCAGACAACGCCUCCAAGCACAAAUUCAUAUCCUUCAUAUUACCAGCACCACCAGCAGCUGCCCCAUGUCUCAAAUUACCAGCCUCCUAGACCUAUCCAGAUCCCCCAAGAAUAUCCUCAGAGACGCCAAGAUGACAGAUAUGGUGGUCAAUACCCACCAACAGCCCCAAACUCUGCCCAUCUUCAGCAGCCACAAACCCGUAGACCAUCAUUUGCGCACGGAUACCGCGGCAGCAGUGAGCUUGUCCGUCGGAUAAGUAGCCAGGGAUAUGCAAGCCACGCACCCAGUGAGAUGGGACACCCCCGCCAAGACAUGUACCCAUUUGAGGAUGCCAUUGAUGAUGGUCCGAUCUACGGUGGCCGUCAUUCACCACCUCUAAGUGGUUUCAACUCAGCAGACCCACAUAGCAACCUCGAUGGUAUCAUUCAGAGGGCUCAAGGCGCCGUCUCUUCACUCACCCUUUCCAUUCCCAGCUUGCAACAGCUGUGUGAUCGGUACAAUGCUGUCAAUGAUGAGCUCCAACGCUACUACCAAAUUGCCUCAGAUCAGGACAAAGAUAUCGAAGAGCUACAGGCAAAGGAAAGGCAGCUAGAGGCUCUCAAGGAGAACAUGGAGCAGAACCUUCAAAUGAACACCGCCGAGAUCAAUCGCCUGAAACUUAAAAUUACCGACUUGGAGUCUGAAGUCAAGAGGCUGAAUGCUUCCAUCGAGAGCAAGGACAAGGAGAGAAUCCUGUUCGAGCAGAAGUUCAACCAAGAGAGAGAAGCCCUCGAGCAGGAAUUCCAGAAGUGGAAAGAGGAGACCCUUGCCGCUCACGACAACGAGAAGACUUCAAUGGUUGAGGGCCACGAUGCCGAGAAGAGGACUAUGGAGGAGACCUUUGAGGCGGAAAAGAAGGCUCUCGAGGAGAACCACGGAAGCUUGACAAAGGACCUUGAGGAUUCUCACGCAGACAAAGUCCAGGAGAUCCAAUCACUCCAUGAGUUGAAGGUCAAGGAGCUUGAGGAGCUCCAUGCAGCCAUGGUAAAGGACUUGGAAGAGAACCACGCAGCCAAGGUCAAGGCCGUUGAGGAGGCGUUUGCUAUGGAAAAGAAGGAUAUGCAAGAGGACUUUGCGACUGAAAAGCUCGGAAUAGAGGAUGCGUUCUCCACUGAGAAAAUCGGUAUAGAGGAUGCCUUUUCUAUUGAGAAGAUAAAUAUGGAGGAGGCAUUCGCCAAUGAGAAGGCAGUUAUGGAGGAGGUAUUUGCGACUGAGAAGGCUAGCAUGGAGGAUACCUUUGCUACCGAGAAGGCCACUAUGGAGGACUCAUUCGCUGCCGAGAAAUCCGGAAUGCAAGACGAGUGGGCCACCGAGAAGACGGGCAUGCAAGAAUCAUUCGCCUCAGAAAAAACCGACAUGGAAGACGCCUUUUCGGCAGAGAAGCAGCGGAUCGAGGCUGAAUUCGAGGCCGAGAAGAACAAGAUCACUGAGGACUUUGCAUCACAGAAGCAAUCCAUCGAGGAGGACUUUGCAUCGCAAAAGAAGGCCGCCGAGGAGGAAUUCGCUACCCAGAAAGCCCAACUCCACGGGGACUUCGAAGGCGAAAAGACUGCCAUGAUUAGCACUUUCGAGGCCGCAAAGAUGGAAUGGGGUGAGGAGAAGGAGAAGAUCAUCUCUGACUUCAAAGACGAGAAGACCAAAUUGGACGAGAUCAUCAAGAACCUCGAAGACGACAAGCAGAUGCUUGAGGGCUGUAAGCUCGAGCUUGAGGCCGAUAAGGCUGGCCUUGAAGGAGAGAAGGCUAUCCUACUCAAUGAAAAGUCAACUCUUCUCGGUGAGAAGGCCGCGCUCCAGGACGAGAAGACCGGGCUCGAAGGGGCUGUUGCCAGUCUCGAGGAUAAGACCGCAACUCUUGAGGGCGACAAAGAAGUUCUGAUCUCCGAGAAGGAAAGGGCAAGGCUCGAAUGGGAAAGCGAGAAGGCCAAGCUUAAGGAAAUGAUCGAGCAGCUCGAGAGUGUCAAGAACAAUCUCUUGAACGACAAUACAAAACUUGUCGAGACACUCAAGGGAAAGCUCGCCAGAGAUAUUAUUGACAUCUCCGGGGAGUUCUCCAACUUGCCCAUCUCACCUCCCAGCAAGGUGCUCGCCGAGCUUCCUUCCGGACUUCCCUCAAUGCUCGGAAACAGCGAUGCUUCCCGUCUAAUCCGCAUGGCAUAUGUUCAACACAUCAUCUCCAAGUACCUUUGCCACCGUAUCUUCCAGCCAUUCCUUUUCUCCCUUGGAAAGCGCUACGACAAAGCCGACACCUUCUUCCAAUCCAUGUCCAACCAGCUUCGUGAGAAGUCCACGCGCAAGGAGGCCGUCUGGCGUCACUACACUCUCUUAGCCGGCUACACCGCCUCCAACGCCAAGAAGAACGCCGGUGUCGCUGCAACAAGCGUAAUCGAGGAGAUCGCGGGUUAUGUCAAACCUUUCGCGGACCAGAAGAAUAUGGACGUCAUCACUUCGGGAAUCACCCGCAUUGUCAAGUUCGCCGUUGAGACUUGGAGAUACGCCCGUAUGGAGCGUGAGAUCAUCACUGCAUCGAUGAGCACCGAUGACACGGACUGCAGCUCAUGGGAGCCCCACAAUUACGGAAGACAGAGCCCAUACUUUGAGAAUGUCAUGCUCGCAUCCCAGCUCAAGUCUGCCGCGCAGGGACGUGUUAUGGUCCUUCCGCUCCUGCCCGUGUUUUCUCGUGAGGGUACACUACCCACUCUUCACCGCCCGCUUGCAGUACUCGAUAGUGGACUCGUCUUCUCAAAGGGGACUGCUCUCUACACCGACUGUCUUCCCGUGCUUCACCGAAGAUGGGAGCUUAACCUGAUGCAAUUGCCAAUUCCCAUGAUGCUCAAGGACCACUUGGCCCAGUUGGAAGAGAGCCGCGUUGUUGAGGAGGUGGUGGAAGAGGAGGUCAAGGCUGUCGAGACUGUGGAGGUUGAGGAGAUCCACGCUGCUAAGGAGGAGGUCCCGGAGCCCGUCCAGAUGGAGGAAGUGGCUGAGAAGGCGAUUGAAGAAGAGUUGAAGGAGGCAGAGGUGACUGUUGAGGUUACCGAGUCUACUGAUCUCGAGGCAUUGGCCGAAGUCGAAGCCGCUCCAAUUGAGGUUGUUGAGGCUGAAGUCGAAGCCGCUCCAAUUGAGGUUGUUGAGGCUGAAGUUGAGUGCCCUCUCGUUGAGAUCGUCGCUGAGGAGGUUGUCUCUGAGGUUAUCGCCGAAGAGGUCGUCCCUGAGGUUGUUGAGGUUGCGCAAGAGGAGAUCGUUGUUGAGGCAGUUGAGGCAGUUGAGGCAGUUGAGGCAGUUGAGGCAGUUGAGGCAGUUGAGGCAGUUGAGGCAGUUGAGGCAGUUGAGGCAGUUGAGGCAGUUGAGGCUGUUGAGGCUGUUGAGGCUGUUGAGGCUGUUGAGGCUAUUGAGACUGUUGAGUCAGUUGAGGUAGUUGAGGUGGUCGAGGCAGUCGAGGCAGUCGAGGUAGCUGAGGAAGUUGAGGAGCACAAAGUCUGUGAAGACGAGGUUGCUGUGCAUGAAGUUGAAGCCACUGAGGCUGAGGUCAUGAUCGAGGAAAUGUUGAACUCCGAGCAUGUCUUGACUGAGGAGGCCAUUGUUGAGGAGAUCCCGACAGAAGAGGUUGCGGAGAUCAUUGCACCAGUCGAUGCCGCCAUUGAGAUCGAAGAGGAGACCAAGCUUGACGUCGUCGUUGCCGAAGAGGAAGAAAUCCCAAUGACCCACGAGUCAGAAGAGACAAUGGUUGAGUCUGUCAUCGGGGGUGUUGACAUUGAGAAGGAGGCGGAGCACAUUGUUGAGGAACACAUCUUCGAGGAACACAUCGUCGAGGAGCACAUGGCCGCCCUAGCAGAAGAGCACAUCGUUGAGGAAGCCACCGAAGAGACCAUCCACGAACAUGUCGAAGCCCACUUCGAGGAACCUCUCCCAGAGCACAAGGUUGUCGACGAGGUCGUUGAGGAGAUCACCCCCGAGAUUGACGCUGUCGCCGAAGUCGUCGAGCCCGAACACUCUGACAUCAUCAUCGAAGAGGAGGCUUUCGUCGAGAUCAAGAAGUCCAAGAAGAGCAAGCUCCCCAAGAAGUCUGGUGCCAGGAAGUCAAAGAAAUAG
This is a messenger RNA of Morchella sextelata, 4377 nucleotides long. RefSeq lists its product as uncharacterized. Bases 1 to 4377 code for a protein of 1458 amino acids. The transcript is spliced from 3 exons. Gene Ontology annotation, cellular component: Golgi apparatus. The record is from RefSeq and is a predicted model, not a curated record. NCBI's taxonomy places the organism in Eukaryota, Fungi, Ascomycota, Pezizomycetes, Pezizales, Morchellaceae.